This is a messenger RNA of Coturnix japonica (Japanese quail), 3380 nucleotides long. The record is from RefSeq and is a predicted model, not a curated record. NCBI's taxonomy places the organism in Eukaryota, Metazoa, Chordata, Aves, Galliformes, Phasianidae.
GCGGCAGCGCUGCGGGCCGGGACCCCGCACAGAACCGGGAGCGUUGGUUCGGAGCUGCUCCGUGCCUCAGUUUCCCUGCCCCGAGGGAGGGCUCUGGGCCCCCGCCCCUUCGUGGGCCGGACGGGAUCAACCCCAGUUCGGGUCCUGGCCCGUUGGCAGCCCCGGUUCGGCCACUCCCGCAGCCGGCGUCCCGCGAACCGCAGGGCAGCCCCCAUCGUUCUGCCCCAGGCACCGCGCAGCCCCCGGCCAUGGAAGCCACCACGUCUCUGCUGGAUGCUGCGGCCGUCGGGGAUCUGGUGAUGCUGGACCCACUCACCGAGGAGUCCCUGCUCCGAACUCUGCAGGAGAGAUUCAGCAGAGAGGAGAUUUACACAUACAUUGGGGAGGUGGUGAUCUCAGUGAACCCCUACAAACCGCUGCCCAUCUACACCCCCGAGAAGGUGGAGGAGUAUCACAACUGCAACUUCUUUGCUGUGAAACCCCACAUUUACGCCAUUGCUGAUGAUGCUUAUUGCUCACUACGGGAUCGGGACCGGGACCAAUGCAUCCUCAUCACUGGUGAAAGCGGAGCUGGAAAGACAGAGGCCAGCAAGUUGGUGAUGUCCUACGUGGCAGCUGUGAGCAGCAAAGGGGAGGAGGUGGACAAAGUGAAGGAGCAGCUGCUUCAAUCCAACCCUGUGCUGGAGGCCUUUGGGAACGCCAAAACCAUCCGCAAUGACAACUCCUCCCGAUUUGGCAAAUACAUGGACGUGGAGUUCGACUUCAAGGGAGAUCCACUGGGAGGGGUCAUCAGUAACUAUCUGCUGGAGAAAUCCCGCAUCGUCCGCCACGUGAAGGGAGAGAGGAACUUCCACAUCUUCUACCAGCUGCUGGCGGGGGGCUCAGCGCAGCUGCUCCAACAGCUGAAGCUGCGCCCAGAUUGCAGCCAUUAUAGUUACCUGAACCAUGAGAAGUCAGUGCUGCCCGGCAUGGACGAUGCAGCCAACUUCCGUGCCAUGCAGGAUGCGAUGGCCAUCAUUGGCUUCACCCCUGCCGAAGUGACGGCGCUGCUGGAGGUGACGGCUGUGGUGCUUAAACUGGGCAACGUGAAGCUGAGCAGCUGCUUCCAGGCGAGCGGGAUGGAGGCAUCCAGCAUUGCAGAGCCACGGGAGCUGCAGGAGAUCAGCCAGCUGAUUGGGCUGGAUCCCAACACCCUGGAGCAGGCGCUGUGCUCACGCACUGUGAAGGUGCGGGAUGAGAGUGUCCUGACUGCGCUCAGCGUCUCCCAGGGUUAUUAUGGCCGCGAUGCCCUGGCCAAGAACAUCUACAGCCGCUUGUUUGACUGGCUGGUGAACCGCAUCAACACCAGCAUCCAGGUGAAGCCAGGCAUGCAGAGGAAGGUGAUGGGAGUCCUGGAUAUCUACGGCUUUGAGAUCUUUCAGGACAACGGCUUCGAGCAGUUCAUCAUCAACUACUGCAACGAGAAGCUGCAGCAGAUCUUCAUCCUGAUGACUCUGAAGGAGGAACAGGAGGAAUAUGUCCGAGAGGGCAUCCAAUGGACCCCGGUGGAGUUUUUUGACAACACCAUCAUCUGCGACCUCAUCGAGAACAGUAAGGUUGGGAUCCUGGCUAUGCUGGAUGAGGAGUGCUUGAGGCCCGGCACAGUGAAUGAGGACACCUUCAUCACCAAACUGAACCAGAUCUUCGCCUCCCACAAACGCUACGAGAGCAAAGAGACGUUGAACGCCAAACACGUCACCGACGUCAGCCUGCCGCUGCGCUGCUUCCGCAUCCACCACUAUGCUGGGAAGGUGACCUACAACGUGACGGGCUUCAUUGAGAAGAACAACGACCUGCUGUUCCGUGACCUGUCCCAGGCCAUGUGGGCAGCCCGGCACACUUUGCUGCGUUCCCUCUUCCCCGAGGGCGACCCCCAGAGACCCUCCCUCAAACUGCCCCCCACCACCGGCUCCCAGUUCAAAGCAUCCGUGGCAACUCUAAUGAAGAACCUUUACUCCAAGAACCCCAACUACAUCAGGUGCAUCAAACCCAAUGACACCAAGACAGCGAUGCGCUUCACUCCGGACCUGGUGCUGGCUCAGGUGCGUUACCUGGGGCUGAUGGAGAACGUGAGGGUACGACGUGCAGGUUACGCCUUCCGUCAGCUCUACCAGCCCUUCCUAAACCGCUACAAGAUGCUGAGCAGGAAGACCUGGCCCCAUUGGAUGGGCAGUGACAGGGAGGGCACUGAGGUGCUGCUGGCAGAGCUGAAGUUCCCCCCAGAGGAGCUGGCUUAUGGCCACACCAAAAUCUUCAUCCGAUCACCACGAACUCUCUUUGACCUGGAGAAGCGGCGGCAGCUGCGUGUGGCUGAGCUGGUCACCCUCAUCCAGAAGAUGUUCCGUGGUUGGCGCUGCAGGAAGCAUUACCAGCUGAUGCGCAAGAGCCAGAUCCUCAUCUCUGCAUGGUUCCGUGGCCACGCCCAAAGGAACAGGUACAAGCAGAUGAAGCGCUCGGUGCUGCUGCUGCAGGCGUAUGCACGGGGCUGGCAGUCCCGUCGGCUCCUUCGGGAGCUGAAGGUUCAGCGCCGCCGUCAUUUGGCCGCCAGCACCAUUUCUGCAUAUUGGAAAGGGUAUCAGACCCGCAGGAUGUACCGCCGCUAUUUCCGCUCCGAUGCCCGCACGCGUCUGUCCAACUUCAUCUACCGGCGGCUGGUGCAGAAAUACCUCAUAGGGCUGAAGAAGAACCUCCCCCCGAUGGCGGUGCUGGAUCGGACCUGGCCCCCCGCACCCUAUAAGUUCCUGUCUGAUGCCAACCAGGAGCUGAAGGGCAUCUUCUACCGCUGGAAGUGCAAGAAGUACCGGGAGCAGCUGACCCCGCAGCAGCGUGCCAUGCUGCAGGCCAAGCUGUGCGCCAGCGAGCUGUUCAAGGACAAGAAGGCGCUGUAUGCACAGAGCCUGCAGCAGCCCUUCCGUGGUGAAUACCUGGGCCUGACCCAGAACCGCAAGUACCAAAAGCUGCAGGAGGUGGCCAAGGAUAAAUUGGUGAUGGCCGAGGCAGUGCAGAAAGUGAACAGAGCCAAUGGGAAGACGGUGCCUCGGCUGCUGUUGCUGACCAAGGAGCACCUGGUUCUGGCCGACCCCAAAGCGGCGCAGCCCAAAAUGGUGCUGAGCCUCAGCGACAUCCGCGGAGCCUCCGUCAGCCGCUUCUCCGACGGGCUCCUGGCGCUGCACCUCAAGGAGACGUCCACUGCUGGGGGUAAAGGCGACCUCCUGCUGGUGAGCCCCCACCUCAUCGAGCUGGUCACCCGCCUCCAUCAGACCCUGCUGGACUCCACCGCGCAGGCGCUGCCGCUCAGCAUCGCCGACCAGUAUGAGGGGAUUUGAGGGGGGGGUCGUGGG